GUCUACUUGAAAACCGCUUGGCUCGACGCCGAUUUCGUUACACACCUAGUUCUGGGAAGAAUACCUGUGUAGUGAAAAUAAAAUCAUUGCGUCGUUGCCUGUAGUGUGGAGAAACCCAUCAUGAGUUCUUUGCUUUCGGCAGUGGGUGUUUUUCUGGUGAUAACUGCUACAGUGAAUGCAAAUCGUAUUUUGUCGGUAACGAAAUUCCAGUCUGGAACAUGCUCGAAGGAAGGAAUCAUCUGUAUCAAUUGUAAAACCGCAGCCCAAUGUAUAUUUGUGAACAAUGCAUGGCAGCCGGUGCCAUUCGAGGAUUGCGACGCCGACGCUGGUUUUUUCUGCAAUGUUAACGAGGGCGGCUGUUCUCAACGCGUGGGAGCUUGCAAUCCGGCCGGCCAGGAGGGAAAUUUUGUGUGCAAUACCAUGGGCGUAUUCCCUGAUCCAUUCGAUUGUGAGAAGUAUCACUUUUGCUACCAAAAUGGGCAGAACCUGGUGUCCAUUAACAUGGUUUGCGAGAACACGGCCUUCUCCCCCGCGUCAGGAGAUUGUUCGCUACCUUUGAAUGACAUGGUCUGUACCACCCCACAGUGGAAUUGCACACAAGCAGGGGAGAUGAACGCAUGGCCUGGGAACAGUAAUAUCUAUUAUCUCUGUAUAGCUGACACCAGAAAUGGCAUUCGUGUCCUAUAUCCUGAGCUUUUCCGGUGCAGCGCCAACCAGGUGUUCAGUGAAGGUCGAUGUGUGGAUAGACAAACAGUUCCGUCAUUACCGGGCGAGGACAAUUCAUAUCGAUGUGACUCUCCUGGCCUGUUCCCGGAUGUAACCAACUGCCGGCAUUACUAUUUCUGCGAUGGCAAUCUGAGCUCACAGCAUCUUCAGUGCCCAGUUGGGAGCUAUUUCCAGCCACAAACAUCCUCAUGCGUAGCGGGGACGUGCUAAUGGAUCCGGAUAUUAUUACUCUGAUCAGGUGUACAUUUUGCUUUUUAUUAACUUUCAAAUGGACUCCAUCGAGGGAUCAGAUGUUAUUUGAUUGUCAUUAUCUUUUACGUUGCAUUUAUUUAUUGUAGUAUAAAGUGCAUCUUCGAAUAAAACAAAUA
Molecule: messenger RNA, 1094 nt
Organism: Ochlerotatus camptorhynchus
Lineage: Eukaryota; Metazoa; Arthropoda; Insecta; Diptera; Culicidae
Exons: 2
Coding region: 121-936 (271 amino acids)
Cellular component (GO): extracellular region
Molecular function (GO): chitin binding
Source: RefSeq, a predicted model, not a curated record